GGGGUGAGAGGCUAUUUCGUUGUAUCAUUGAGGAAGGACCUCUCUGCAGUACUCCUGUUAAACUUCCCUUCUAACUCUCUCUUUUUCUCUCUCUUGAUUCCUUCCUUUUGAUUUGUCUGUAAAUUUUCCUUCAUUUGAAGCUUUCAAAAUCAUCCAAGAGCUUGAGGUUUUCUUCGUUUUGGUUGGUUAAUCGAUCUAAGAUGCUCGGUUCUUUGACGAGUUUUGAGGCAUUGAAACUGUUUAAAGAGACUUGAUGAUAAUCGAAGAGGGAAAUUUGAAUCUGAGCUUUGUGUUUCGUUGGCCGAUUCUGUAAUCCUUUUUUUCUAAAAUCGGAGUUGAUUUCCGGAGAGGCGCGAGGGGGGAAGACUUCGAGUUUUGGAGGUUUGAAAAUUGAAAUCAGUGUUUUAAGAUAAAUAUCCAAGCGAUUUCAGUGGUUCGGUGAGGGUCUUCUGAGAGAUUGUAACCUUCUUUGAAAGUGGAAGAAGAAUUGGAGUGACAAAAAUGCAAUCGAUUAUUGGAGCCUGGGAUUUAGAUUUUCAUUUUGCUUGUUUUCUGCGGUGAAAGAAGCAGAUUUCUGUUCUUCGUGAGAGCUGAUUCUUGGGGGGGAGGGGAAUCCAGAUCAGAAAUUUCAGGUGGUGUACAAUAAUAUAUAUUAUAAAAUUAAAAAAAAAAAAGCACAUGGAGAAGGAUCAUCUCAGAAUCAAUAGCCAUGGCAGUUUCGUUAGUAAUAAUCUCAAUGGUAGGGAUAGAACGGCCGUGGAUAGUUCGCUGUUGUUGCGAGCGAGAUCUGAGGCCGCUGCCGCCGCCGUCGCGACCAGGCCACAACCCACACCGUCAGAGUUCGUCUUACAAUGGGGAAACGGGAAGCGUCUCCGGUGUAUGAAAGUCCAGGUCAAGGCCAGGGACGUUUCCGCCGCCGCCGCACCGGUUCACAAAACCACCGUCCGAGUCGAUCGGCGGGUCGUUAGAGCCGAUAGAGACUCGAUUAUAAGACAGAACCACCAGCCGAGUUCCAUUCAUAACUCUAACCACAGUAAUGGGCACUUGAAUCUUCGUCAACGGCCGAUUUCUCCUCAACCGCCAGCUCUACCGCCGCCGCCGCCUGCUCCUUCUCAGCGUAUUCUUAGGAACUCUGAGAUUUCCGGUGUGAUGAAAGGCCAAUCCAACGGCGGUGUCAGAGCAAUCACUUCACCGGACAGGGUGGCGCCGGAAAAGAGACCGCCGUCUAAUCACGACAACCACCACCCCCACCAUAAAUCCGCCGCUACAUCAGACACCAAAAAGGGUGGGUCGUCUUCCGGCAGCGGAGAAGCCCUAGCGCCACCGUCGCAAGGGCAGCCGGCGUGGCCGCCGAAGUUCGUAAUAGCUCUAACGAACAAAGAGAAGGAAGAAGAUUUCAUGGCGAUCAAAGGGUCAAAACUGCCUCAGAGACCCAAAAAACGAGCCAAACUUAUUCAACGCACCAUCAAUCUGGUGAGCCCAGGGACGUGGCUGUGUGAUCUAACGCUAGAGAGAUACGAAGUUAGGGAGAAGAAGAUUUCUAAAAAGAGACCAAGAGGGCUGAAGGCAAUAGUGAACAUGGAGUCGGAUUCGGAGUGAGAAAGGGAGAGUUUAUCAUAUGAACAGAAUCAACAGUGUUUUGUCAAAUGAUUUGUGGAGAAGAGGGGAAGUUUAUGUGAAUUAUAUCAUAUAUUAAAAUAUAUAUAUGAAUAUUAGACUUAAAAGAAGAGGAAUUUAUUUUC
Molecule: messenger RNA, 1742 nt
Organism: Cucurbita pepo subsp. pepo (vegetable marrow)
Lineage: Eukaryota; Viridiplantae; Streptophyta; Magnoliopsida; Cucurbitales; Cucurbitaceae
Source: RefSeq, a predicted model, not a curated record